CCCGGAUACAUGACUCUGGCCUUCAAUAUUCAAUGAUGGAUAUCGCUAUUCAUUCAACUCAGCUCUUGUUCUUUGAAACACGGGACUUGAUCCUCCUCGCAUCAGCAAUAUACUCUCAGCUUUCGGGAUUCCCAACGGCAUGUUCCAGAUAUUCUUCUUUCCCCCGUUGCAUGCUCGCCCUGGCAAAAAGUCAUAUGUCUGUAGUGUUGCCUUUGGCAUUCCAAUUCCCAGUCAUCAACGCUCUUGCUCAAAGGAGAGGACCUAUGACGACUGUAUGGCUACUUGUCGCCGGCCAGCUCGCACCUGGAGCAAACAUGAACUUGGCCUUCGAUACGCUCUUAGUAAAGUUUCUCGACUCAUGGGUUCUUGUGCGGCAUGCGUCUUCAUGUUCAUCGCAACUGCGACACCUAAUCGACGGUAUCUGGGUGCGGCCAAUGAGUUUUCACAGAUGAUCAUCUCGAUUGUGCGCACUUCUGGCCCAGCGUUAGCGGACGCGGUGUUCUCUUUCUCUAUCCAGCAUCCUCGGUUUCCUUGGCUAAUUCAUUUUAUUGCAUUUCUCGCGUUGGGCGCAUCCCUUUCACUAUGUAUCCCGUCAAGGAUUGUGAUCGACUUCAUGCAAUCUUUUUCGACUGCCGCAAACUUGAAUCAUGCGUUCACAGAUCUAGAUAAACAGACGUGUAAUCGGCUGUCCUACCGCUAUAGCAUACUAGCUCCUUUAUGAAGUCACUCUUGACUGUCCAUGCAUACCCUAUGGCCAUUAAUACCAGCUCAAUU
This is a messenger RNA of Suillus subalutaceus, 774 nucleotides long. RefSeq lists its product as uncharacterized. The coding region runs from base 140 to 721 and encodes 193 amino acids. The transcript has a single exon. The record is from RefSeq and is a predicted model, not a curated record. Lineage: Eukaryota; Fungi; Basidiomycota; Agaricomycetes; Boletales; Suillaceae.